Molecule: messenger RNA, 3427 nt
Organism: Tympanuchus pallidicinctus (lesser prairie-chicken)
Lineage: Eukaryota; Metazoa; Chordata; Aves; Galliformes; Phasianidae
Gene: SLMAP
Product: sarcolemma associated protein
Exons: 24
Coding region: 675-3215 (846 amino acids)
Biological process (GO): regulation of membrane depolarization during cardiac muscle cell action potential; acrosome assembly; regulation of voltage-gated sodium channel activity
Cellular component (GO): acrosomal membrane
Molecular function (GO): protein binding
Source: RefSeq, a predicted model, not a curated record
GGCUUUAUCUGCGGUCGGGGAGGAAAGCGGUGUUUCUCCGGUAGCCCGGCCCGAGGAGCGCCCGUCCGCUUUAAUGCGCGAAGAUGGUGAGAUGCGGACUGCCCUGUGACGCGACCCGGUCCCCGCUGCGGAGUGCGGGCUCUGCGGCCGUCUUCCUGCUCACUGCGCUCUGAGGGAGGACGCCGUUCCUUUUCCCCCUUCCAUAAACCUCUCCUUGCUUCCAUGGUGCGGUGGUCAGCGUUGUUUACGGAAGGGGGAAAACAAGGGAGGCAGUUGAGGUCCCAAACAAAAGUAUUUGUAUGACUCAUCCGCCUGGAUUUAAGACGUUCUCUCCUUCUGUCGAGGAGCCUUUCCUUCUCUCUGAAGAAAUCAGAUGCUUGUUCCUGUUCUUCCAGAGGAGGAUGGAUUGAAAGUGGUACGUUUUAGACAUUUUCUGGGCCACCGCUGAUGUUGUUAAGAGACAUAAUGGGGCUUUUUCACUGGAUUAUUGCCAGAAUUAGUUUACACACUGAAACAAUGAGUUGUUAGGCCUCUUGUAUGCGAUAAUGUUUGUCGUGCUUUAAUGUAAACUUGCUGUGGAGGUUUGGCUUAAAAAUUGUGGAGGACGAUCUGCAUCUGCAUCAGAAGAGGUUCUCUUCGUCUCUGGUUCGUGUGGCAACUCCAAUCUGUCCUCGAUGCCUUCAGCCUUGGCCAUCUUCACCUGCCGCCCCAACUCCCAUCCGUUUCAGGAGCGUCAUGUCUACCUGGAUGAGCCCGUCAAGAUCGGCCGCUCUGUGGCUCGCUGCCGGCCAGCUCAGAAUAAUGCGACUUUUGACUGUAAGGUGCUGUCCAGGAACCAUGCACUUGUCUGGUUUGAUCACAAGACAGGCAAGUUCUAUCUUCAAGACACUAAAAGUAGUAAUGGUACCUUUAUUAAUAGCCAGAGACUGAGUAGAGGGUCUGAGGAGAGCCCACCAUGUGAGAUAAUGUCAGGUGACAUCAUCCAGUUUGGUGUAGAUGUGACGGAGAACACACGGAAAGUUACUCAUGGAUGUAUAGUCUCCACAAUCAAACUGUUUCUUCCAGAUGGAAUGGAAGCUCGAUUGCGAUCUGAUGUUAUCCAUGCUCCAUUACCAAGUCCUGUUGAUAAGGUUGCUGCUAACACGCCCAGUAUGUAUUCUCAGGAAUUGUUUCAGCUUUCACAGUAUCUACAGGAAGCCUUACAUCGGGAACAAAUGUUGGAACAGAAGCUGGCAACCCUUCAGCGACUACUUGCUGUUACGCAAGAGGCUUCAGAUACUAGUUGGCAGGCUUUAAUAGAUGAAGACAGGCUGCUAUCAAGGCUAGAAGUUAUGGGUAAUCAGUUACAAGCAUGUUCAAAGAAUCAAACAGAAGACAGUAUACGAAAAGAGCUUAUAGCAUUACAAGAAGACAAACACAACUAUGAGACAACAGCCAAAGAGUCCCUGAGGCGGGUCCUACAGGAGAAAAUUGAAGUGGUCAGAAAGCUGUCUGAAGUGGAGCGGAGUUUAAGUAAUACAGAAGAUGAAUGUACUCACCUGAAAGAAAUGAAUGAGAGGACUCAGGAAGAAUUAAGAGAGUUAGCUAAUAAGUACAAUGGAGCUGUAAAUGAAAUUAAAGAUCUUUCUGACAAGCUAAAGGUUGCAGAAGGAAAACAAGAAGAAAUCCAACAGAAAGGACUGGCAGAGAAAAAGGAAUUACAGCAUAAGAUAGAUGAAAUGGAAGAAAGAGAACAAGAGCUUCAAGCAAAAAUAGAAGCUUUGCAGGCUGAUAAUGACUUCACCAAUGAGCGGCUAACUGCUUUACAAGUACGGUUAGAACAUCUUCAGGAGAAAACUCUUAAAGAACACAGCAGCUUAGGCAUACAAGUUGAUGACUUCAUACCUAAAAUUAAUGGGAGCACACAAAAAGAGCACUUUCUUUCAAAGAGUGGAGGGGACUGCACUUUUAUUCAUCAGUUCAUAGAAUGUCAGAACAAGAUCAUAGAUGAAGGACAUCUAACCAAAGUGGAAGAAACAAAGCUUUUGAAAGAGAACCAAGCAAGAGUGAGAGAGUCAGAUUUGUCAGACACUCUUAGUCCAAGCAAGGAAAAAAGCAGCGACGACACUACAGUGUUUUUUUUCCCAGAUGCCCAAAUGGAUGACCAAGAUUUGAAUGAACCUAUUGCUAAAGUAGCUCUUCUGAAAGAUGAACUUCAGGGUGCACAAUCAGAGACUGAGGCUAAGCAAGAAAUUCAGCAGCUGCACAAGGAGCUGAUUGAAGCCCAAGAGCUAGCUAGAACAAGUAAACAAAAAUGCUUUGAACUUCAAGCACUAUUGGAAGAAGAGAGAAGAGCAUAUAGAGUGCAAGUUGAAGAAUCUAACAAGCAAAUAAAUGUUCUGCAAGCUCAGCUACGGAGGUUACAAGAAGAUAUUGAGAAUCUUUGUGAGGAGAAGGAGAGUGAAAUUUCUAGCACUCGAAAUGAACUAGUCAGUGCUCAAAAUGAAAUUCUGUCCCUUCAACAAGUAGCAGAAAAGGCAGCAUCAGAACGAGACACAGAUAUUUCUGCGUUGCAAGAUGAACUACAAACUGUGCGAGCAGAAUUGGAGCGGUGGCGGAAAGAUGCCUCGAAUUAUGAAAAAGAAAUUGUCAGUCUACAAGCCAGUUUUCAGCUUAGAUGUCAGCAGUGUGAAGAGCAGCAUAAGGAGGAGGCCGCUCGUUUGAAAGGAGAACUUGAAAAGUUGAAGGCAGAGUGGACUGCUCUGGAAGCUGAAUGUGUUACGCUAAGGAAGGAAAACACUUCACUUGCAUCUGAGCUUCAGCAACAAGAGAAGGAGCUUUCUAGCUCUCAGAAGCAGAGUUUAGCUCUAACCAGCAAUAUAAGUGUUCUUGAAAUGUCUCGAAAAGAACUUGAAGAUCAGAUGGGAUCUUUGAGAGAAAAACAUCAGCAGGACGCAGCCAGUCUAAAAAGCCAGCUCAGUGAAGCUGAGAGUCAAGCAAAGGAUGUUCAGAAAGAGUAUGAAAGAACACAGACAGUGCUCUCAGAACUGAAAGCGAAGUAUGAGAUGGCUGAACAAGAAAAACAGUCAAUCACAGAAGAGCUUAAACAGUGUAAAGAGAACCUGAAGCUGCUGCAAGAAAAAGGAAACAACCCUUCCAUAUUACAACCCGUCCCAGCCGUAUUCAUCGGCCUAAUCCUGGCUUUCCUGUAUUGGUGUUACGGCCCAUUGUGGUAGCGAAAGAGACAAUGGCCUUGGAUGCCUGUGAUGGCAGCUUUGGUUGCUGUGACAGCCGUGGUGCUGUACCCAGGCCUAACCAGAGCUUCUCCAUGAGAACUGUUGUUGAAUCCAUACACCGUCCUCCCUUUAGAAGCUGGCAACAUUCAUAUACUGAGGGAAAACAGAUUAAUUCUCUUCCUUUUUUUUUUUUUUUUUUUUUUUUUUUUUAA